AUGACACCUACCGAGCGGUUCGAUGUUACGAAGAAGAACGCAUUGUGUAUUAACUGUCUUUCGCCAUCCCAUCAACUGAAGAACUGUUCGAGUGGAGCCUGUCGUGUGUGCAACCAAAAACAUCAUACGAUGCUGCAUCAAAGAACCAACCCAUCAUCCAGCCAACAAGCCCACACCCAAUCAUCGAAGUUAUCGUCGUCGUCUGGUUCGCAGUCAUCCUCUUCGCCUUCCGUUCACAUAAACCACUCGCAGUCCUCUCAUGCAAAACAAUUGGCACGAUUCUGGGAGAUUGAGUCGUGUCACUCAAGCAGCACAUUAUCGUUAGAAGAAGCAGCAUGUGAGCAGCAUUUUGCUCGAAACACAGUUCAGGAUUCUACCGGACGGUUCAUCGUUACUCUGCCAAAGAGAGAAUCAGAAUUCGCAAGGCUUGGUAGCUCGAAAGUCAUAGCCACUCGUAGGUUCCUAUCCUUGGAACGCCGACUCAAUGCCGAUCCACAGCUAAAACAAGCAUACACAGCGUUUAUCAAUGAGUAUGAGCAGUUGGGACAUAUGAAGCUGAUAGAUAAUCCAGAUCCACGCCAUCCAGCGUACUAUCUCCCACACCACUGCGUCGUUCGACCAGAUAGCACCACCACGAAGUUGAGAGUGGUGUUCGAUGCAUCCUGUUCGACUGACACCGGAAUGUCUUUGAAUGAUGCCCUCAUGGUUGAUCCGCAAGUGCAAGAUGACCUAGUUUCGAUAAUACUGCGGUUUCGCAUCCCUCAAUUCGCUGUCAUUUCUGACAUCGAAAAAAUGUAUAGGCAAAUUGGGAUGAACUCUGUCGAUCAGCAACUCCAGCUUAUUCUUUGGAGUGAUUCGCCCUCCGAAACAAUGCGAACCUAUCAACUCACAACUGUGACAUACGGAACGUCUUCGGCUCCAUAUCUCGCCACGAAACUCUCGCCGGAAUUGGAUCAGAAAGCCAUCCUGCAGCCGCAGUUGCCAUAA
Armigeres subalbatus is the source of this 987-nucleotide messenger RNA. RefSeq lists its product as uncharacterized. The coding region runs from base 1 to 987 and encodes 328 amino acids. The transcript has 2 exons. Lineage: Eukaryota; Metazoa; Arthropoda; Insecta; Diptera; Culicidae. The record is from RefSeq and is a predicted model, not a curated record.